This is a messenger RNA of Kwoniella mangroviensis CBS 8507, 336 nucleotides long. RefSeq lists its product as uncharacterized. The coding region runs from base 1 to 336 and encodes 111 amino acids. The transcript has 3 exons. The record is from RefSeq and is a predicted model, not a curated record. NCBI's taxonomy places the organism in Eukaryota, Fungi, Basidiomycota, Tremellomycetes, Tremellales, Cryptococcaceae.
AUGGGUGGUGAACUAGCGAAAGAAUAUGUCGAUAUCCCAGUCAACACAUCUUCGCUAGGUGCCGGCACAAGAUCGGAUUACAUGUCAUGGACUCAAGGUGGCAAUCCCGCAGCUUUUGCAGCAGAUCGUGAUCCCUUAACGGGUGUAUUCCCAGGAGAUUUUGAUGGGUACAUUCAUACAAAUAAGGAUAAGAUGGACAUUGAUGAUGAGACUGGGUAUUUCUCGUUAGAGCACAUGCUCGAAUUUUCCAAACUCGCCGUAGCAUUCGCCGUCGAACAAGCCGGCUGGUCUGACAAGCAUACACGGGGCGAUGACAAUAAGAAGCUUGCAUGGUAG